Nicotiana tabacum (common tobacco) is the source of this 869-nucleotide messenger RNA. RefSeq lists its product as uncharacterized. NCBI's taxonomy places the organism in Eukaryota, Viridiplantae, Streptophyta, Magnoliopsida, Solanales, Solanaceae. The record is from RefSeq and is a predicted model, not a curated record.
CUCUGUAUUCUCCUCACUUCACUUCUCUGCAUCAAAUAUCAAAACCCCACUAGCCAAAAUCUCCCAAGGAAUCAUCAAAAAUCCAAUUUUUCAGAAAAAAACCAAGAAAAGGAAAUGGGAUUCAACAAUUACUCAGAUUCAACUGAUUCCCAUCACCGAACUCACAAAAUCUUUCUCCUUGUUAACUACAUUCUUCUUGGUGCAGCUUCUAGCUGCAUUUUCUUGACUCUUUCGCUCCGAUUAAUCCCAUCCCUUUGCGGGUUCUUCUUCAUCCUUCUCCAUAUUCUCACUAUUGGUGGCGCUGUCUUUGGCUGCGCCACCGUAUCAGCUACCUCAGGUGCUGGAAAAUCAUAUGGAGCUCACAUGGUAUCCACUGUUCUAACUGCAAUAUUUCAAGGUUCUGUUUUCGUGUUGAUUUUCACGAAAACGGGGGAUUUUCUUGGGAAUUUGAAGUCUUAUGUGAGAGAAGAAGAUGCUGUGAUGAUUUUGAGAUUGGCUGGUGGAUUAUGUGCACUCAUCUUUUGCCUUGAAUGGGUAGUUCUGACUCUUGCAUUUUUCUUGAAAUACUAUGCUUAUGUUGAAGGCAGUGGAAAUGUUGCAAUGAAGAGUAGCUCUAGGGUUCAAGAUGAGGAAAACAUCAAGCAUUGGCAGCCUUUUCAAGUCUAAGUAAAAAAUGGUUAUUUUUGCAAAUGUCAACUACUAGUAGUAUAUGUUUAAUUUCUUUCUUCUUAUUAGUUAAUUCAUUCAUUUAUUUGAUUUGUUGUUGUAACUUGAUAGGACCUUCGUUUGUAUUGUCAUGGAAGGUUCAUAUAAAGAUAUGUACUAAUGAGGAAAUUGAAGUUAUGGAACAUUUGGUACUAGUUUUAUAA